Messenger RNA from Megachile rotundata (alfalfa leafcutting bee), 2070 nucleotides. RefSeq names its product vanin-like protein 1. Lineage: Eukaryota; Metazoa; Arthropoda; Insecta; Hymenoptera; Megachilidae. The record is from RefSeq and is a predicted model, not a curated record. Gene Ontology annotation, molecular function: hydrolase activity, acting on carbon-nitrogen (but not peptide) bonds, in linear amides.
GAUAACGAGGGACGUUAAUCGUCGUAAGCGAUACGCGACCUCCACCCGACGUCGCUCCUUUCGCGACACGCCACGUAUCCAGGCGAAACGGACGAGUGACACGCCAUCGAAUCGAAACGAAUCUUUUCGCGUUGCGUCAUUUCGACACGAUUUUCCCUAGUUUUUCUUUCGAGGCGAAACUAUUCGCUCGUCGCCGGACACGCAACGCGCCGCGCCGGCAAAGCCAGCUCGAUGAAACGGCAAAUUUUCCAUGACGGUGCAACGUGUCUCCAACAUUUGGCUGGACAAGGUGUGCGAAUACUAUUGUUCGAACAAAGAGGCUGCGUUCGAUCAGAGAGAAUCCCUCGCCAAGUCGCUAACGAUGGCUGUGACCCGCCGAACGUGGAUCUGCCUCGGAUUGCUGCUCGUUCUUGCGCACGUGGCUUAUCGCCCGGUGUCAGGCUUUAAACGAAGAUCGUCGAAUUAUUACACCGCAGCGGUGGUGGAAUUUACACCGGCGCACAAAUGGGGCAAAAAUGGUACGCUGACGUUGAGGGACAAUUGCCAAGCCUACAUCGAGUACAUAGAACAGGCGAGCAAACAGGAUGCCGAUAUCAUCGUGUUUCCCGAGGACGGCUUGACGUCGCUGUACAUGCCCGAUCGUUCCCUGAUGGACUCCUGGGCAACCGUGAUUCCAUCCCCCACGGACAACUACGUUCCCUGCACCCAGAAUAGAAUCGCGAACGUCAGCGAGACUCUGACGAGUCUCUCGUGCGCAGCACGACAGAACCGCAUCUACGUGGUGGUAAACAUCGCCGAGAAGGAAUUGUGCACACCCAAUGGUAAGACUUGCCGGGAUGGAGUGAGCUACCACAACACCAACGUCGUGUUCGAUCGAACCGGAAAAGUCGUUGCUAGAUACCGCAAAGUAAAUCUGUACAUGGAGUACCGUUUCGACACCACCCCUGUUCCGGAAGUCAUCACGUUCGAUACCGACUUUGGCGUUACGUUCGGUACCUUCAUUUGCUUCGACAUACUAUUCCCAGUACCAGCGUUGAAUCUGACCAGGAAUCUAGGCGUUACCGAUUUUGUCUACUCGACCGCCUGGUUCUCGGAGGUGCCAUUUUUGACGGCGGUUCAAACGCAAUUCGGGUGGUCCUAUGGCGAGAACGUGAACCUGUUGGCGUCCGGGUACCAUGAAGCAAGGAACGGAAACGCCGGAAGCGGCAUAUAUCUAGGUCGUAAAGGACUCGCCGUUGCCACGAUGACCGCUUCUCCCGCACAUCGGCUGUUGAUUGCUCGCGUUCCGAAGAGGAACGAAUUAAGCAAAUCGAGCGAAUCGAGCGAGUCGAGCGAGUCGAGCGAGUCUAGCGAGUCGAGCGAGUCGAGAGAGCAAAACGAGGUUCAACCAAAAGAGCUCGGCUCGAUACGGCUACUGCACGAUAACCUUACGAACUACGAUUCCGUACUGCUCAAUGCUUCGAUGACCGAAAAGCUUUGCUACGGAGACUUUUGUUGCAAUUUCGACGUUCGCACGAACGGUCCCGCCGAUUCGCAAAUUAAUUAUCGAGCGAUCGUUUACGACGGAGUCCGUCUGUACGGCCAAGACGUCCACGCCGGUGUUCGCGUGUGCAGUGUCGUGCAAUGCUACAAGGGUUCGAUGGAUUCCUGCGGUUUUCCCCGUUCAUCGGACACCACCUUCACCGUUUUGAAUAUCACCGCAACGUACAACGAUUUUUCGAAGCUUUUAAUAAUGCCAGAUGUACUCGAUUACUCGCUGCUUCCUAUUCAACGAUUCUCUUACACGGAGCGCACGCACGGCGAUCAAACUAGUGUCAGCAUCGCUUUAAAUAGACCGACCAAAAAUCUUCUUACUUUCGGCUUGUAUGCUCGAGACUUUACCAGAGACAAAAAUGAUAGACCUUAAUGUUUUAUAAUACGAGUCGGGCGAUAACAGAACUUUUCUGUCUAUCGUCUUUUCGGGCAUGACUAUCGUACAGCCUUAUCGGUAUAUUGGGAAUCAACUUUAUCCCGGAAUGAUGAAAAACUUUGUACUGCCUGAUCUAUCCGAAUAAAUUGAUCAUUAUCGAA